AUGGCGAUCAAGCACAACAACCAGAUUCACUUCCGCAAGGAUUGGCAAAGGCGGGUGCGAUGCCACUUCGACCAGCCCACCAAGAAGAUCGCUCGUCGCAAGGCCCGCGCUGCUAAGGCUGCUGCCCUCGCUCCCCGACCCGUCGACAAGCUACGACCCGUAGUCCGAUGCCCUACCAUCAAGUACAACCGCCGCCUUCGAGCUGGCCGUGGUUUCACACUCACUGAGUUGAAGGAGGCUGGCAUUCCCCGUCUCGUAGCCCCCACCGUCGGUAUUGCUGUCGAUUUCCGCCGCCAGAACCUUAGCGAGGAGUCUCUCGCCGCCAACGUUGCCCGUCUCAAGGCCUACAAGGAGCGCCUCGUCGUCUUCCCCCGCAAGGGCGCCAAGCACCCCAAGGCUGGCGACAGCAAGGACAUCGACCUCAGCAACACCAAGACCGUCUCAAACGUUGCUGCUUCUCUACCUAUCAUCCCCGUCGGCGAGGGUAUCUCCGAGAUCAAGAAGAGCGAUAUGCCCGCUCCCAUCGAGGGCGGUGCCUUCGUCGCUCUCCGCAAGGCCAGAAGCGACGCCAGAUUGAAGGGCAUACGGGAGAAGCGGGCCAAGGACAAGGCCGAGGCCGAGGCCAACAAGAAAUAGAUGUCGUGAAAACACAACGGAUGAAAAUCCGAAAGGGAAAACUGCACAGGAGUACUACGGACGCUCAUGUUUUACGGGGUUUUCUGCUUUCACUACUGGUUGUGUGUUGUUGGUUGCUGGAUGGUCAUGGUUGGUUGGCUCUGGCGGUUAUAUUCUCCCUCUACGCGUGCCACCAGCAGGCAGUGAUAAUCGAUAUAAGAGGUGUCAAAUUACCUCCGCCUCGACGCUCGCAAACCCACCAAAAGACCCGACCCCGGCGUCAUUGCAUCUCUCGGUUUUCUUUAGGUCAUGCGCAAUGGUAAAUGAAUGGACAAAAAAGAAAGCACAAACCUAGUUCUCUUAUCUUGAUGAUUGUGCUUGUGAUAUGAACGUCUCUUCAAGUUUGUGUAGGACAUCUUCGUUGUCCGUACUGUUACCAGAAUAACUCUCUAGGGCUUGUCCUAGGUUAUACUUCGGUGG
This is a messenger RNA of Xylaria bambusicola, 1095 nucleotides long. Its product is annotated as ribosomal protein L13e. Bases 1 to 636 code for a protein of 211 amino acids. Gene Ontology annotation, cellular component: ribosome; cytosolic large ribosomal subunit. Gene Ontology annotation, biological process: translation. Lineage: Eukaryota; Fungi; Ascomycota; Sordariomycetes; Xylariales; Xylariaceae. The record is from RefSeq and is a predicted model, not a curated record. Gene Ontology annotation, molecular function: RNA binding; structural constituent of ribosome. The transcript is spliced from 5 exons.